UGCAGCGAAUAGUUUUAAAAAGCUGCACAAAAACAUUAAAACUGAAAUUAAGUUAAAAUGAUGAAAAGACUUCAUUGGCUGUAAUUGGUGUUAUCGUAAUAAAGUUUUUCCCGGAUGAGAAAAGAUCGCCAGUGACAUCCCCGUAUGGAUGCGUCGAGGGCGGAUAUUGUGCUGUUUCUUGAUCAUUCUGUCAGACCCGUCCGUCUUGGCCUUUAGCUGUUACCGGUGUCGCAGCGGCACGGACUGCGACCGGGUCAGCAAGGACAUGGAGGUGGAGUGCACGGCCGUGCACGGCGACAUUCACACCUGCAUCAAGGCGGACGUGGACGCCAAGGUCAUCCGCGACUGCGGCGUGCCCAAUAGUCUGGCGCACGCCUGCUUGCAGGAGUCGGGGGUCAGUGUGUGCAUGUGCAGUACGAAUCUCUGCAAUGGGACGGCGGAUUUAUCGUUCCGGCGUUGGACGCUGAAUUUUCGGUGGAUCACCGUUUUGAUGUUGAUUUGUGCGCGACCGCACUGAGAAUUUAAAGGAAAAAUGUUCACCAAGUUUUUGUUAAUUCACCUCAUAAUUUUUCUUAUAUUACACUUAUUUAUUUAAAUGUUUAACUGGAAGCGUAAAUGCAUUUUAAAUUAAAUUUAUCUUGAAUUUGUUGUUAGCACAUAAUUUUCGUAAUUUUAUUGGAUAACAGUAUUUUAAUUUUAACUAACUAACUAACAGUAUUUUAAUUUUUUUCUCUUCAUUUUGACAUUUUAUUAAUCAGUAUACAUUUUAUUGUUAUUUUGUUGACACAAGACUCGAAACAGCGCGACAAAUAAAAACCGAUAAAACGCGAGAUCAAAUGAGCAAAGAAAACAUCCUCAAGAAGCGACAUUUCACUGUUUAUCCACAAUAUUCUGGUCGCCGCGCAGGGCACGAUAUUUGGCCAUUUCAGCGGGAAGGCCUUGGACAGCUCCACCAGUAAAUGCGCCUUGAAUUUCUGCAACAUACAAAUUAAUGAAUUUACGUAGACGCUUUUUUUUCCUCAGUCUUAUUCAUAAGAAUUUUAAUAUUAAUUUUGUCUACUGCUAAGGCAUCACUAGUGGCCUGUUGAUCCGUGCGAGCAAAAUAAAAAA
Molecule: messenger RNA, 1110 nt
Organism: Paramacrobiotus metropolitanus
Lineage: Eukaryota; Metazoa; Tardigrada; Eutardigrada; Parachela; Macrobiotidae
Exons: 2
Coding region: 149-517 (122 amino acids)
Source: RefSeq, a predicted model, not a curated record